GAUGUUUACUUGGAAGUGGCGCGGUAUGAUCGAAUAUUCGUGUUGAGAGAAGUCGAAGGAUAGAUAGACCUGUUAGCCUUUGGUUCCCGCCUGGAUUCAGAGACAUGGACUACCCGGAUCGAGUGGGUGAAAUCCCUCGAGUUCUCGCUCGGUCUGAGUUCGCAAAGCGGAUGUUCAAAGAAAAGGUUGAGCGGGAGCGGAUGCAACAGGCGGAACAAUCCAAGUUCCGCGCACGCGAAUGUGAGGUGAUUAAAAGGAAACCGUUCCAACCGAUUCUCGAGCAUAAUCGGACGAAGCCUGAUGAUGUUGUUCUGCACUCGACGGUCCGGGCUAAUGAGAGACGGAAAUUCGAAGAGUACCUCGGCGAGAAGAACAGAUUGAAAGAGGAGCACGAGAAGGAAGAACGCGCUCGACAAGAGAUUGAGGCCCAAGAAGCCCUGAAGAUCUACCGCCGAAAACUAGAGUUCAAAGCGCGACCCGUACCCGGCUCAAAUUGUGAGCCCUACAGGCCCCAGCCGUCCUCCCGGCUCCUCACCGUCCCCGCAACCCCUUUCGUGCUCAAGCGAUCCCAUAGUAAAUGA
This is a messenger RNA of Galendromus occidentalis (western predatory mite), 581 nucleotides long. RefSeq lists its product as uncharacterized. The transcript is spliced from 3 exons. The coding region runs from base 105 to 581 and encodes 158 amino acids. The record is from RefSeq and is a predicted model, not a curated record. NCBI's taxonomy places the organism in Eukaryota, Metazoa, Arthropoda, Arachnida, Mesostigmata, Phytoseiidae.